This is a messenger RNA of Aspergillus pseudonomiae, 1201 nucleotides long. RefSeq lists its product as uncharacterized. The transcript has 3 exons. The record is from RefSeq and is a predicted model, not a curated record. NCBI's taxonomy places the organism in Eukaryota, Fungi, Ascomycota, Eurotiomycetes, Eurotiales, Aspergillaceae. The coding region runs from base 328 to 729 and encodes 133 amino acids.
CACAGCCUCCAGCUCUCCUCGUUACCUUCCGUCGAUGAUCCUCAUCUUCCCCGACUUGCGACAAAGCCGAGCUCGUGGGUACUCUUGCUCGGUUUACACAACCACUUGCCAGUUAAUUACAUCCAGAUCCUGACUCAGUCGUCCAUCGGGAGUAUUCUCCUGCUAACCAGUCGGAUUGUCGGCAACCGCUCCUCCGUUGUGUUCCGCACCUAAGAUUGUCAGACAGUCAUCAACCAGAACGUAUCGGUGCCGCAUUUAAAUCUUGAUUCCCGGGACCGCCUUUUCCUGCGAUAUUGUCGAAGCGAUGGUCAUUCGAACAUAUUGCUGAUGAGCUCCAUGAUUGAGGGCAGUGAUGACCGGGCACGAGAGGAUGAGCUCGACUUGGGGGAAGAGGACGAGGGAGAUGUUCAGCCAAAGACUAACGGUGCCUCUGUCGAUGGGGUGUCACCUGAGGGGUAUGGGGAGGGCUCAAUGGCAUACAUCGAAGAGGAUCUCCCCGAUGUAGCUAGCCCAAACCAUUCGUUCGAUAGAAGGAACACCCAACUUGACGCCGGUACGGGCAAUAUACCAUUGUCGCCCCAUAUCAGACAGCUUGGUACUCCCGGAAGCGUCGACGAGACAGCUUCCACUCCGGAUGAUACUCCUUCUUUGCAUGUGUGUUGCGACUGCUGUUUUCAGCCUUGCUAUCCGCUGAUAACUUUAGGAUUCUCUUUUGUCAUCGCAAAGUAGCAAUGCUUUGGUCCUUCGAAGCUCGUCUCGUGCUAGUCCAAGCCCGUCGCAUCGUCCCUUCGAUCUCCGCUUCCAGUCUCGCCUUUCGUCUCCGUCUUUGAGCGGGGCUCGACCGUCCUCGCCGUUUUUCGCUCACAUUCACUCCCGACAGUCGUCGCUUACGAGCCGCCUCACUCCGGGUACCGUGGAUUCCGAUGCUGAGACUCCCCUAGGCCCUUGGGAUGUCAUGCGGUGGACUAAGUUAAGAAAAAUAACUGGCCAGGCAUUUUCGGAGGUCGGUAAACGUAAUUUUGGCUAUCCCACAUGUUUGGCGGUCUCUACGACCAUAGUGAUUGGAACGUCCAAGGGAAUUAUCCUGGUGUUUGACUAUCAACAAAGUCUCAAAGCGAUCAUUGGACAGGGGACUAAGGCUACCGAAUGUGGAGCAAUCACGUCGUUGGCACUAUCCGCGGACCACACGACGGUUGCCGGG